Cetraspora pellucida is the source of this 147-nucleotide messenger RNA. Lineage: Eukaryota; Fungi; Glomeromycota; Glomeromycetes; Diversisporales; Gigasporaceae. The record is from the annotation of a GenBank genome assembly.
AUGAGUAAUUAUAUAUCAAUAGAAAAUGACCAAGAUAGUCUAAUUGAUGAAUUCAUCAAUAAUACUAGCAAUAAAGCUUCUGUGAUAAAAAAUUCAACCUCAAUUCCACUUAUGGAAAUAGAAGAACCAAAAUCUCACAGCUCUCCA